GUUUGUGGCUGAAGUUUCAACUUUAAGCCACACAUUUGAGCUCUCCUACAAGCUUGCCCGGCAGGUGGGUGAGGGAGGGAGAGGGGAAGCGGGAAAUGGCAGUUCCCAUAUUCCGGGCCUCAAUUCCGAAGUCUCACCCGCUUAUUCACUCCAUUUCCUCUGCUCUAUCACUCACUGAUGAAACUUGGAAGAAGAAAAGAUUGCUAUCCUGCUCAGCUGCUUCGUCGGAACUCAAACCAUUUCGGCCAGAGCUGUGUUUCUCUGUUGGAACUUAUCUUAUUCCACAUCCCAACAAGGUUGAAAAAGGUGGGGAAGAUGCUUUCUUUGUGAGCAGCUACAAUGGGGGAGUUCUUGCUGUUGCUGAUGGUGUCUCCGGUUGGGCUGAACAGGAUGUAGAUCCUUCAUUGUUCCCGAAAGAAUUGAUGACCAAUGCCUCAAAUUUUGUGGGAGAUGUGGAGGUGAACAACGAUCCUCGGAUUCUGAUAGGAAAAGCACACGCUUAUACCUCUUCGAUAGGUUCUGCUACGGUAAUGAUUGCCAUGCUGGAGAGGGACGGGAUUCUGAAAAUCGCGAAUGUUGGGGAUUGCGGAUUAAGGGUUAUUCGUGAAGGUAAAAUCAAAUUUUCCACAUCUCCACAAGAACACUAUUUCGAUUGUCCAUACCAACUUAGUUCAGAGAUUGUUGGCCAAACGUAUCAGGAUGCGAUGGUUUCCAAUGUUGAGAUGAUGGAAGGAGACACCAUAGUUAUGGGCUCGGAUGGACUUUUUGACAAUGUUUUCGACCAUGAAAUUGUUUCGACAGUGGCCGGAUACAGAGACGUUGCUGAGACUGCAAAGGUAUUAGCUAAUUUGGCAAACAAUCAUUCGUUGGAUUCAAACUUCGAUUCUCCCUACUCCAUGGAGGCUAGAUCAAAGGGUUUCGAGCCUCCUUUGUGGAAAAAGAUUCUCGGAAUGAAGCUUACAGGUGGAAAGCCAGAUGAUAUCACUGUGAUUGUUGGUCAGGUUGUAAGCUUAUGAAGCAUUUUCGUCUUCUCCAAGAGAUUCAAACUUAAAAUACAAACAUUCCCUUUUCCGGGUAGCCGGGCUAUAGUUUUUCGGCAUUUUUCAUCCGGUUUUACGGCAACUGAUUGAAAGUCAUCUCUUCAUAUUUGUGUACAAAAGUCCUCACUGCUAUUAAGUUCUAGCUAUUGUCUGAAUUUCUUAUCUGUUUUAAGAGUACAAUGCCAUGGAUUCUUCAAAAUAAAGAUCAACAGUCCAAGUGAAA
Molecule: messenger RNA, 1263 nt
Organism: Malus domestica (apple)
Lineage: Eukaryota; Viridiplantae; Streptophyta; Magnoliopsida; Rosales; Rosaceae
Product: probable protein phosphatase 2C 26
Biological process (GO): protein dephosphorylation
Cellular component (GO): chloroplast
Molecular function (GO): protein serine/threonine phosphatase activity
Source: RefSeq, a predicted model, not a curated record